GUUGUAAGUGGUCACACUGCAUAUACAUUGUACAUGUGGUUUUGAACGUUGAGGUUUCAUUCAUCGGCAUUCGGCAAUUCUCUUCAACAUUCAAUUAGCUUUUUCUCUUAUAAAUUCGCAAAAUAUAUUGCUUAGUAGCAAAAUAAUAACGGAUCCACCAAAUUUAUAAAGUAGAGUAUUCAACCAUGACUGAAGAAAAAGAAGUAGCGACUGAAAGUAAUGGACAAGAAAACAAUCAGAGCGAGGGAAGUGAAGAGAUUUCAGAUCUUGAAAACUCUAUAAUUCGUCAAGUGGAAUAUUACUUUGGUGAUUCAAAUUUGCCAAGAGAUAAGUUUCUUCGAGAUCAAAUACUGCUUGAUGAUGGAUGGGUACCCUUAGAUAUACUGCUUAAGUUCAAUCGUCUCGCAAAGCUGUCAAAUGAUCAUGACAUUAUUGUUAAUGCCCUUGGUAAAUCAAGAUCCGGCCUGUUGGAGAUUUCAGAUGACAACAAAAAAGUCCGUAGAAACCCUGAAUUGCCAGUGCCAGAGAUGAAUGAAGAACGACGAAAGGAAUUAACUGCUCGCACCGUCUAUGCCAAGGGAUUCCCAAAAGAUAGCGUCUUGGAUGAUAUACUGAAGUUCUUAAAACAAUUUGAAGAAGUGGAGAAUGUUAUUAUGAGAAAAUAUCAAGACAGACAGACUAAAAAUAAGAUUUUCAAAGGAUCUAUUUUCAUUACCUUCAAGACUAAAGAGCAUGCUACAAAAUUAAUUGAGAGUAAGGGCUUAAAGUAUAAUGAUACGGAGUUAUUAAUACUUUGGCAAGAUAAUUAUUUACAGCAGAAACAAGAAGAGUAUGCCGCUCAUAAGGAAAAGAAACAGAAAAAAACACAAAAAGGAGAGGAGAAGGGUGAAAAGGAUGAUUUCAAACUACCCACUGGCACAGUAUUGUUCUUUAAUGAAGGCAGUGACAACCUCACUCGAGAGAAAAUAAAGGAUGCUCUGACGUCACUAGGUGGUGAAGUGGCAUAUAUUGAUUUUAACCAAGGUGACACACAAGGUUGGGUGCGAUUCAGCAAAGAAAAUGCUGCAAAGGAACUCUCCGAAAAAUUCACAGAUGGAAAAGUCAAAAUAGAUGAGAAAGAAAUCCCAUUCAAGUUGCUUGAAGGUGAUGAAGAAACGGCAUAUUUAGAAAAAACUGUUGAAGAAAUGGCCAAACGCCGUAAAAACAUGAAAAACUUCAAGAAUAGAGGAAGCAACAGGGGAAAGAAUUUCAGAGGGAAGGGCAGGAAACGGAGGCAAGAUGACAAUGGUGGCGGCCCUCCAUCUAAAGUUAAAGCCGAUAGUUAAAUAUUUAAACACCUUUGAAAGGUUAUUUUAGUGGUGCUUACCUAUAAGGAUACUGUUUGUGUACAUUUUAAAUUUGAAAUUUAAAAUAACACUAUUCGACAUUAAAGUUUAACUUAUGUUAAAUCUUUAAUAGACUAGGUUAGUUUGUAUAACCAUUGAAAUGGCUCGUACAGAAAUUCGUACUUGCGUUGCUAGCGAUUUCUGAAGUAUUUAGUACAUAGAUUAGCAUUGCUAGCAAGUCCUAUUAGUAUUUAAAAAAUAGUAAUAGAACUUAUUAUCAAAUUAAAACAAAAUUCUCUUAAUUCUAGUUUUCAGUCGAGGUCAGGUUGAAAAAUAGUUUUUUUAACUAUUAUUAUAUCUUGCUGACAGAAUAUAACAUUUUUUAUCUAUGUAAAAUACUUUUAUUUUCUGUAAUAAUAAAGUUUUGUAAAAAUGA
Messenger RNA from Pieris rapae (cabbage white), 1761 nucleotides. It is a transcript of the gene La, whose product is annotated as la protein homolog. Gene Ontology annotation, biological process: positive regulation of translation; RNA processing. Bases 186 to 1325 code for a protein of 379 amino acids. The record is from RefSeq and is a predicted model, not a curated record. Lineage: Eukaryota; Metazoa; Arthropoda; Insecta; Lepidoptera; Pieridae. Gene Ontology annotation, cellular component: cytosol; cytoplasmic stress granule; ribonucleoprotein complex. The transcript is spliced from 7 exons. Gene Ontology annotation, molecular function: RNA binding.